AUGAAUUCCGCUGUCAGCACCGAGUCCAUGGACAUGGCUGAAGAGGAGAUGUCCCAGGUGGACGGGUGCGGGAUGAGCGGCGGCUCGGAGGACGAGGACGAGUGCGCGUCGUCGCCGGCCGGCUCGGCGUACGACGACGGCGGUGACGUCAUCAAGAACGCCAUGAGCGACGAGGUCACCAAGCAGCUGGCUGCCGCUGGACCAGUAGGCAUGGCCGCAGCUGCAGCCAUCGCAUCGUCAAAGAAACGCAAACGACCACACUCAUUCGAGACCAACCCAUCCGUCAGAAAAAGGCAUCAGAAUAGACUACUUAGAAAACUUAGACAAACAAUAGAAGAAUUUGCGACACGUGUCGGUCAACAAGCAGUGGUGCUUGUGGCUACUCCCGGGAAACCCAACACAUCUUACAGAGUGUUUGGUGCCAAGCCGCUGGAGGAUGUGGUACGAAACCUACGUUGCAUGAUUAUGGAAGAGUUGGAGAAUGCGCUUGCACAACAGUUCGGACUGGGCGGCUGCCCGCAGGCGCCGCCGCCGCCGCAGGAGGACCCGUCGCUGUUCGAGCUGCCGCCGCUCAUCAUCGACGGCAUCCCCACGCCUGUCGAGAAGAUGACGCAGGCCCAGCUGCGCGCCUUCAUCCCACUCAUGCUCAAGUAUUCCAUGGUUCGCGGCAAGCCGGGUUGGGGCCGGGAGUCGACACGACCACCGUGGUGGCCCAAGGACCUACCGUGGGCCAAUGUACGCAUGGACGCGCGCUCCGAAGACGAAAAGCAAAAAAUGUCAUGGACCCAUGCACUGCGGCAGAUCGUGAUCAAUUGCUACAAGUACCACGGCCGCGAAGACCUUCUACCCGCCUUCACUGAGGACGACGACAAGGCACAAACACAGCCCAUAUCGGCAUGCAUGCCCAAUGCGAGCUCGAACUCAUCGAGCGGCUCUUCAAAUGGAAAUGCUCGCUCCAACCAUCAGACAUCAGCCGUCUUGACCUCGUCACAAGUUUGCAUUGAUCAAAUGACCCUGGCUGAUGUUGAUAUGUCUCAGUAUGCGCCCGCAGUGCUGCAGACCAUCACGAACCCAGACGGCACUGUGUCGCUCAUACAGGUGGACCCUAAUAACUCCAUUAUCACGCUGCCCGAUGGCACUACUGCUCAAGUGAUCCACAGCGGGGAAGGGGGAGCGGGCGUGGUGCAGGCACUGGAGGGCGGCGAGGGCGCCGUGGCGGUGGACCUCAACGCCGUGGCCGAGGCCACGCUCAACCACGACGGACAGAUCAUACUCACCGGCGAGGACGGACACGGGUACCCGGUGUCGGUGUCGGGCGUGAUCACGGUGCCGGUGUCGGCGUCCGUGUACCAGUCCAUGGUGGCUUCCAUGCAGCAGCAGGACGGCGUCUGCGUGGCGCCGCUCGUGCAGGUGGAUCAGAACGGCGAGACGCUGGAGGCGAUAUCGAUGGGCAGCGGCGUGGCGCAGGUGAUGCUGCAGGGCGGCGGCGAGGCGCAGGUGCUGCAGGUGCUCAGCCUCAAGGAUGCCACCGUGCUCACCAAGGCCAUGCAGGUGAAAGCAGAACGAGAAGCCGUAGUAACAGACUCCUAG
Messenger RNA from Parnassius apollo (apollo), 1590 nucleotides. The record is from the annotation of a GenBank genome assembly. Lineage: Eukaryota; Metazoa; Arthropoda; Insecta; Lepidoptera; Papilionidae.